CAGACGAACCGGAUCAACCUGUACGUUGCGAAACAACCUGGCACCCUCAGUUCUGAGUGAUCACAGCGACUGAACGGACUCCUCCGGAUAAUUAUUUCGAUUUUUUUUCCCGCGAUUGGUCGUGACCGGAAUCCGUCACUGUACAAUUUCUGGAGAAGUGUCCUAGUGAAUCAGUAGUACUUGUUUUUUAUUCUUCAAAUGAACUAUGAUGAUUAGUUCGAACGACGUAAAUGAAGUUUCUUUCUCAUUACGUCGCUCUGCCAGUGGUGAUCUGCAAUUAGACACAAUUGAUAGUAAUUUUUCUCACCUCCGUGAAUGAGAAUACAGUCUGUAAAGUUGUCUUAUAUUGAGAGAAUUAUGUGAGGGUGGAAGGCAGUUUUUUCGCAAGUGCAAUUGUAUGUACACGCGGUAGAACUAGUUGUGAGCGGCAGUAAGUGCUCAAAAAUUGAGAUCUUGAUAGACUCUUGUGUUAUGUGAGCAUCCCUUUUCGGGUGUUCGUUUGCAUCUCUAGCUGCGCGUUUUGUUUAUUAGUGGGAAAAGUGAUGGCGAAAAUUCAUAUGUCGCGCAGCUUCACCGAGCUCUUGUGGGACUACGCAGUGUUCGCGGUAUUCAUAGUGUUCUCCACGGUGGUGCCGCUAUGGGGUCGCUUCUUCGGCAGGAAGGAGAAAACCAAGGCCGACUACGUAUUCGGCCUGGGGACCAUCUCGAUGGGUGCCAUGAUGCUGUCGAUUGCCCGCGGAACGCUCGGGGUACGCUCGUUUCUGGGCUAUCCGAGUGAGUUGUUCUAUCGGGGGGCUGCCAUGUGGGAGACCCUGUACGGGAUGGUUACGGCCUAUCCGAUCGUGUGCUUCGUGUUCAUUCCAGUGUACUUCAACCUGGGGGUGACUUCGGUUUAUCAGUACUUGGAUUUGAGAUUCAACAGCCGUUUGGUACGUUGUCUGGCGUCCGGUACGUAUGUGGUACGUUCACUGCUGAAUCUGGGCGUAACUGUGUACACCCCGACUGUAGCCUUGAAUACGGUUAUCGGAAUGCCGUACUGGGCAUCACUGCUUGGAAUCACAGCUAUCAGUAUUGUAUUCAAUCUGUUGGGGGGAUUGAAAGCGGCGAUCACAGCCGACGUUAUCCAGGGUGUAACGAUGAUAAUGAUUUCGAUCGGAAUAAUAAUCCAAUCUAUGGUCAACGCAGGUGGAUUCUCUAAGAUCUUCACAAUACCGGCUGAGCAUGGUCGUUUGAAUUUCUUCAACUUCACUGGGGACUUCACGAUUCGAGUGGAUACAACUUCGGCCUGGCUUGGGCAGCUGUUCAUGUCCAUGAGUAUUUUUGGCUGCCAGCAGAACUUCGUACAGCGUUAUCUGAGCAUGGGCUCGUUCAGAGAGGUUCGUCGCACGCUGAUGAGCAACAUUCCCGUAGUGAUUACUUUGUUCUCGCUGGCUUGGAUUGUGGGCAUGGGAGUGUUUUCAGUGUAUGCCGACUGCGAUCCGAUGGCUUCUGGUUACACGACCAAGAUGGAUGAGAUUCUGCCAUUUUUUGUGGAGGACAAAUUUUCCUAUAUGCCUGGCAUUUUGGGACUUUUCGUGGCGUCACUCUUCAACGGCGCGCUCAGUUUGAAUGUAUCGAAUUUGAACUCGCUUGCCACCGUCACUUGGGAGGAUUUUCUAUCGCAUAGGUACAAGGGAAUCAGCGACAAGCAGCAGUUGAACAUUAUAAAAUUCAUUGGAUCGGUGUACGGAGUGGUGGUAAUGGGCGUUGGAUUCGCCGUGGGAUUGUUGUCGGGUGUAAUUGAGAGCAGUAUGUUGAUGACUUCGGCGACAUCUGGGCCACUGCUUGGCGUGUUCCUUCUGGCGAUGCUGGUUCCAGUGGCCAAUUGGAAGGGCGCCUCCUGUGGAAUGAUUAUUUCACAUAUCAUCACUCUCUGGAUCACUUUUGGCGGACUAACAGUCGACAAAGAGACCGUCACUCUGCCUACGUCAAUCGAGGGUUGUACUAAUGAGACAUUUUCUUCUGGCUUUGUGAAGCCAUCCAAAUCCUGGCUACUGUCCAAUACCCCUUUGGAAAUUGAAUCCGAUUUCUCAUAUCUGGAUACGGGCCGCGAACUAGCGUCUUCCAGUUCAUCCCAAUUCCUGACAAGCAUCUACUCGGUGUCCUAUAUGUACUAUAGUUUAAUUGGAACGUUCCUCACGGUUAUCAUCGGCACUGUGGUCAGCUAUCUAACCAGCUCCCGGGACGAUGCCUACGACCACAAACUGCUUCAUCCUUUCGUCUACCGACUGAGUCAUCUGUUGCCUGGCAGAAGUCGUCGCUAUGUUGACAAUCCAGACAUUCGGCCGAGAGCUCGGUCUGGAGCCAAGGCACCGUCAUCCGACAAGCUGGAGUAUGAUAAUCCUGUUUUCGAGGCCAGUCGGGAAUCGGUGACAAGCACAAAGAAAUCACCCCUCGAUCCGGGAGUAUUUAUCGUUAAUAUGGUCGACGGGCAGAAAAGCAACGGAGUCACGAUCACACCCAGCGAAACGUAUCGAAAGCUGAGCGAAGAAUUGCGCGAAAUCCGGACGUGAAGUUAGUUCAAAAGUAUUACUUUUGUAAUUUUUUUCUUCUCUGUUUUUAAACCCGCUGAAAAUUAUUUAAUUUGCUUAAGCUGACGCUGUAAAACAUAAAAGACUGUGAUAAGACGUAAGCAAGUUAAAGUAAAAACCAAUAUUGAUAGGAACUGUGCGCGAUGAAAAUUAGCUACAGUCAGGGUAGUUUAAACUAGGUAAUUGUCAUGCAGUGUGAGUUCCAGGAUGACUGUUCUUGCGUUCGAAUCUCGCUGCAGGAAGAACGUGGUUCGUUGAUGUAUACAAUGGUAUUUUACUAUUAAUGUAUUGUAAAAUAAAAUAUGUUUAUUCCGAGAA
This is a messenger RNA of Toxorhynchites rutilus septentrionalis, 2888 nucleotides long. Its product is annotated as sodium-coupled monocarboxylate transporter 1. The transcript has 5 exons. The coding region runs from base 543 to 2552 and encodes 669 amino acids. NCBI's taxonomy places the organism in Eukaryota, Metazoa, Arthropoda, Insecta, Diptera, Culicidae. Gene Ontology annotation, molecular function: symporter activity. Gene Ontology annotation, biological process: sodium ion transport; transmembrane transport. Gene Ontology annotation, cellular component: membrane. The record is from RefSeq and is a predicted model, not a curated record.